GGACUUCCUGAUUGAUCAAUGGAUGGUUUUCUGGAUAGUCUAAACAAAUCCAGCUAUGAAAGAGUUCGUUUUAUGUUUAUUUGACAAAUGACUGUAUCAUACGGAGAUGGCAAGACGAUAGCAGUAGUGGCCGUUCAACCAGAUUGCAUUACUCUCUAAAUGCGGCGAAAUGGACAACCGUUGUUAUUGUUGUGCAUCAAAGUUCACUCUCUUCAGGAAGGAGUUGGGCUGUAAGAACUGCGGGCGUUCAUUUUGUUCGGGUUGCCUUACUUUCAACGCAGUGGUGCCUCGUUGUGGCAACACCCAGCAGAAGGUCUGCAAGCAAUGUCAUGGGAAUCUCACAAGUGGAGAAAACCAAAAUAAUGCCUCAAGAUGGUCCCCUCCUGAAAACUACAAAAAGCGUGUUGCUGCUCUUGAGGCCAAACAAGGACAACCGAUUCCACCCCCUGGACCAGGGGGCAGCAGAAAUGCCAAACUAGGCCUCAUUCCAACCAAAAGUCUGAGUAAAGAGGACCUGGCCAUCGCUGAGAGGCUGCAAAAGCUGAAAGAGGACAUCAAACCAAAGUCCAUCCCGUCAGAAAAAGAGAUUGAAUCCCGUCUGGCUGCCCUGAAGGCUCCUAUCCAGCCUGCGCCCUCUGCAGGGGAGAUGGAGGACCGCCUGGCAGCCUUACAGGGAAGACCUCCUCCCUCCCAAGCCCCUCCACCUGUACACCAGCCCCCUGAUGUUCGGACCCCGACAGAACAAGCCAAUGAUCUGAUCACUCAGUUGUCAGAGGAAGUUGCCAUAGACACCCAACAACCAAAUCCUGAAGGUGUGGACGGCCCCAUGAACGACUUGAACAAGCAGGAGGGGGACAGGCUGGAGGAGAACCUGGAUAAUGGGGGUGGGCUGCAGGAUGCAGCCAGGCAGCUGGAGGAUGAGAAGAACCGCCUGCUGGCCGACGCAAUGGAGGACCUGAGACGGGACCGCUGCUCCCAGGAACAGGUCCUACAGAUGGCCAAGAGGCUGGCCCAGCUCAAGGGACAGGACCCUGACAAGGUCACCAUGGAAGACUUUCAACAUCCUGACAGCGAGGAUGAGACUGAGGAAGAGGCCAUGACGAGGAUACUGAAAAAGCUCACGGAAGAAGCUGCAUUAGAUGAGGCCAGUGGCUAUAACAUACCUCCUGAGCACAGUGGCCCUAGGAACAUAGAAAAGACAGACGCUCGCAAGAAACCGACACCAGUUCCUUCAACGUCGUCGAGGACCCCAGCAGCUGUCCUAGCCAGUCAGGAUUCAGACAGUGACGAGGAUGAGCUUCCCUGGUGCUGCAUCUGUAACCAGGACGCCUCCAUCCGCUGUCACACCUGUGAUGGGGAUCUGUACUGCAACCGCUGCUUCAGGGAGGGCCAUGAUGAGUAUGUCAGGAAAGAGCACCGCACAGCUAGUUACACGGCACCUAAGAAGAAGAAGAAUACGUGAGACUGCAGGGGCUGGCACCUCUACUAUCUGGAUGGUCACUCCUGAGAGAUGUGUACUAUAUCUUUAAGAGGCUGGACAGUUUUCUUGGAAUUCCGCAGGAUCACAAAGUGAAGGCUGAUCCAAACAGUACUACUUGUCUUACAAAGAAGAAACCCUGAUUAUGUUGCUAAUCUAGUGUAAUACACAGUAAUCUAUCAAGUGUAGUUAAAGAUUGCUUAUAAUAUUAUAAUAAUAUGCCAUUUAGCAGAUGCUUUUAUCCAAAGCGACUUACAGUCAUGUGUGCAUAGAUUUU
Molecule: messenger RNA, 1754 nt
Organism: Coregonus clupeaformis (lake whitefish)
Lineage: Eukaryota; Metazoa; Chordata; Actinopteri; Salmoniformes; Salmonidae
Gene: zfyve19
Product: zinc finger, FYVE domain containing 19
Exons: 11
Coding region: 170-1462 (430 amino acids)
Biological process (GO): abscission; mitotic cytokinesis checkpoint signaling
Cellular component (GO): cleavage furrow; centrosome; midbody
Molecular function (GO): metal ion binding; phosphatidylinositol-3-phosphate binding
Source: RefSeq, a predicted model, not a curated record